Phasianus colchicus (ring-necked pheasant) is the source of this 3226-nucleotide messenger RNA. It is a transcript of the gene CHEK1, whose product is annotated as checkpoint kinase 1. Gene Ontology annotation, biological process: DNA damage checkpoint signaling; protein phosphorylation. The record is from RefSeq and is a predicted model, not a curated record. Gene Ontology annotation, cellular component: cytoplasm. Gene Ontology annotation, molecular function: ATP binding; protein serine/threonine kinase activity. NCBI's taxonomy places the organism in Eukaryota, Metazoa, Chordata, Aves, Galliformes, Phasianidae.
GCGCGUGGCGCUGGCGGGAACGGGCGGCGCGGGCUGAGCCGUGCGGGGCGGUGCGGGAUGGCCGUGCCGUUCGUGGAGGACUGGGACCUGGUGCAGACGCUGGGAGAAGGCGCCUACGGGGAGGUGCAGCUGGCCGUGAACGGCCGCACCGAGGAGGCCGUGGCCGUGAAGAUUGUGGACAUGAAGCGCGCGGCCGACUGCCCGGAGAACAUCAAGAAGGAGAUCUGCAUCAACAAGAUGCUGAACCACGAGAACGUCGUCAAGUUCUACGGGCACCGGCGCGAGGGGGCCACGCAGUACCUCUUCCUGGAGUACUGCAGCGGUGGGGAGCUCUUCGACCGCAUCGAGCCGGACAUCGGGAUGCCGGAGCCGGAGGCACAGCGCUUCUUCCAGCAGCUGAUCGCUGGUGUGGUGUACCUGCACAGCAUGGGCAUCACGCACCGCGACCUUAAGCCGGAGAACCUGCUGCUGGAUGAGCGAGACAACCUGAAGAUCUCCGAUUUCGGCCUGGCCACCGUCUUCAAGCACAACGGGCGCGAGCGGCUGCUGAACAAGAUGUGUGGCACGCUGCCCUACGUGGCCCCCGAGCUGCUGCGGCGCCCCGAGUUCCGUGCGGAGCCCGUGGACGUGUGGGCCUGCGGCGUGGUGCUGACUGCCAUGCUGGCGGGAGAGCUGCCCUGGGAUCAGCCCAGUGACAGCUGCCAGGAGUACAGCGACUGGAAGGAAAGGAAGACCUACCUGGCACCCUGGAGGAAGAUCGACUCCGCACCGUUAGCACUGCUGCACAAGAUCCUGACCGAGAGCCCCACGGCCCGCAUCACCAUCCCCGACAUCAAGAAGGACCGCUGGUACUGCCGGCCCCUGAAGAAGGGCACAAAGCGCAGCCGGGUGUCUUCAGGUGGUGUCACUGAAUCCCCCGGAGCCCUCCCCAAGCACAUCCGCUCUGACACAGACUUCUCUCCUGUGAAGGGUGCCCUGGGUGAGGACAAGGCGAGCUACUCCACAUCACAGCCUGAGCCCGGCACCGGCGGCACGCUGUGGGACAGCAGCACAGGCAGCAUCGACCGCCUGGUGCAGGGCAUCAGCUUCUCACAGCCUGCCUGCCCUGAGCACAUGCUGCUCAACAGCCAGCUGCUCGGCACGCCAGGCUCCUCCCAGAGCCCGUGGCAGCGCCUGGUGAAGAGGAUGACGCGCUUCUUCACCAAGCUGGACGCCGACGGCUCCUACCGCAGCCUGAGGGAUGUGUGUGAGAAGAUGGGCUACGGCUGGAAGCAGAGCUGCACCAACCAGGUCACCAUCUCCACCACGGACCGGAGGAACAACAAGCUGAUCUUCAAGGUGAACCUGCUGGAGAUGGAGAGCAGGAUCCUGGUGGACUUCCGCCUCUCCAAGGGCGACGGGUUGGAGUUCAAGCGGCAUUUCCUGAAGAUCAAAGGCAAACUGAGCGACGUGGUCAGCAGCCAGAAGGUGUGGCUGCCCCCACCCUGAGCCCCUCUUCCUCCUCCUCCUCCUCCUCACCCUGUGGGGCUCCCAUAGCCCCCAGCAGAGCUGUGCUCCCCAGGGCAGCGCUAUGGGGACAGCCCGGUUCUGCGCCCUCUGCGGCUUUUAUGGGUUCAAUAAAGCUUGGGGUCACAGCUCAGCUCUGUGCCAUCUCAGGGGCGUUCCGGGCGCAGCGCCGGUUUGGAGCGAUCUCAGCCCCGUGCGGUUCUGCAGCUCCGUUCACUCUGGAGCCGACCGACCGAUGGUGCAGAGCUCCUUUGAGCUCUGUGGCUCCAUCCACGCCCCGGAGCUGUGGGGGCAGCUCAGGGUCCUCCCCGCUCCCUGCCCUCUCAGGGCUGCAGCUGCCCCCGUCCCAGCCUCUCUAAUUGCUUUUCACAGCGCUAACGAGCCCGGAGCUGCCAGGGGUUGUUAGCGCUGGAGCGAGAGGAGCGCAGGGAUUAACCCGGGGCAGCACCCCCCCUUCCACACACCCCCCCCAAAAAAAGAGCAUCCCCCAAACCCCACCCCGAGAUGCACAUUGGCACCGCUCAGCCCCAAACCCACCGAUCCCACUGCUUCUCCAGUUACUGAGUUGGAAGAAGCCUCUUUCCGUUGUUUUCCCCUUUUUCCAGUGGGAGCCCCCCCUUCGGCCGAGCAAUUAACGUGGCCUUUCGAGGUUUUUUAAUUGCAUAUUUAUAUUGCAGCCAGGAACGAGACCCCGGCAGCGGGCGAGGGGCAGCAGGAAGACGCCGCCCCGACCCCGUGUGCUUUUCAGCCGGGAUUAAGCGCCGUUAAUUGUCCCAGAGAUCACAGAUUGCAGCCGGGGGAUAAUUAGGCUGAAUGCGGGUUUUUCUGGUUCAGUCCCCCGGGGGCUCCCGGUGGGCACAGAUUUGGGUUUCCAGGCAAAAAGGAGCUUGGGAGCACCGUUAGAGUGAGGAUUUGGGGGGUGGGAGUGGAGAACCGAGGGUUGUGUUCUUCAGAACCUCCCACAGCUCAUUGCAGCAGUGGGAAAUUGGUCCUACUUGCAGGGAAGGUUUCUCUUCCAGGGGAAAACCUGUCCUUUGGUUCAUCCCCCACAGCAUUUUGCUUUGCCUGUUGCCUACCCCUGUUUUGGGGGUCACAGGGGUGUCCCAUGGAUUUGAGCAUCAAGCAUCUCUAUGGGCAAUUGUGGUAAGCCUUUAGUAACCAUGUAGUAACUCGUCAGUAAGCCUAUAGUAAACCUUUUAUCCCCUAUACAGGGCUCUUAGAGCAGAUGCAGGAUUUAGGAUGCUGAUGUUAGGAUGUAGAUGCAGGUUUUAGGGUGCAGGUGCAGGACACAGGAUCCAGCAGGUUCAGGAUCUGGGAUGCAGAGUUGGGAAAGGGAAUUUAGGGUACAGAUAGAGGACAGGUGGUAUGCAGAAUGGGAUGCAGAUGCUGGACACCAGGUUCAGGGUGCAGGGCGGGGGGUGCAGAACCAGGAUGCAGGACAGGGGAUGCAGCAACAGAAUCCACAGGGAGGAUGUAGGUGCAGGACUGCAGGUGCAGGACGUAGGACAGCGAGUGCAGAAUGAGGAUUUGGGACACAGAUGUGGGAUGUAGGUGCAGGACAGGGAUGCUCCAUCCCCAGAGAGCCCCAGACCGUGCGGGGCCAGGAGGUGGGAAAUGCCAGUUCCCCAUGAGCAGGGAUUGCUUCGUGCCACGCGCCCGGCCGAUGCUGGGAUUUCCCUGUUUGUCCCCAUCUGGGCAGCAGAGCCCGGCCACAUCUGCC